CUCUCUCUCGCUCGGUCUCUCGCUCGCUGUGAGCUUGCAGCCUUGGCUAGGUUAGUGUUUUGGGGGACUCAUCGUUGUUGAUGCGCGUUGCCUAGAUUGUGCACAGGAUCCCAGACAUCACCGUCUACAACAAUACAAACCCUAGGGAGCGUGAUGAGCAUGGCGGAAGGGCUGCUGCAUCGCUGGGGGAGGAGCGCGGAGGAGCUCGUGGAGACUGUGCCCGGAGGAUUGUACGUGAAAGUGGUGCCGCCUCCCGACACCAACAAGAACACUUCGUGGUUUCAGUAUCCCGGCAUUUGGACGACGUAUAUUCUGAUUAUCUUGUUCUCGUGGCUCGCCAUCGUCUCCGCGUUCCGAUGCGAUGCCGGAACCGCAUGGACUGUCGUCAACCUCGUCCACUUCGCCGUUACUUACCGAUUUUUCCAUUGGAAGAAAGGGACUCCGUUCGCUGAAGACCAAGGUGAUUAUGGGAAGCUUACAUGGUGGGAGCAAGUGGACGAUGGGCGCCAGCUCACUCGCAACCGGAAGUUUUUGACCGUCGUUCCUGUCGUCCUGUACCUGAUAGCGUCACAUACAACCGACUAUAGGAACCCAAACCUCUUCCUCAAUACGAUUGCGGUCUGCUGGUUGGUGAUUGCCAAGUUUCCGAAUAUGCACAGAGUGCGAAUAUUUGGAAUAAACUCUGAUUAUGACACAUGACCAUUGUGAAAAAAACGUCUACCAUUUGGGUGCAAUCUCUGCAUAUGGGUUCUGUUUUUUGUAGUUUCUACGUGAUAGCUCGCAAAGGAAUCCUUUGUACAGGUUAUCUCUGGCCCUAGAUCAGGAUUCAUUUUUUCUACCGUUCAUAGCAGGAUUUCUACUACAGUGGACCAGCAUAAGUUGUGUUGAGUUCUCUGCAUACUUUUUAGCUAGUACCAUAUGUGGUGCUAUAGUAAUCUUGUAAGUAUACAGUAGCUUCAAAAUUGUAGCAUAAGACAGGUCAUGUGCAAGUGGCUUGGGACCGUUUGAUUACCGCAGGGUGACAGUCCCAUGACUUCUAGCAGUCCUGAACAGCACUUCGUGAUAUACAUGAUUUAAGGACAGCUUUGUGGUAAUUCCUUCAUCGUA
Messenger RNA from Physcomitrium patens, 1107 nucleotides. RefSeq lists its product as uncharacterized. The record is from RefSeq and is a predicted model, not a curated record. Lineage: Eukaryota; Viridiplantae; Streptophyta; Bryopsida; Funariales; Funariaceae. Gene Ontology annotation, cellular component: endoplasmic reticulum membrane.